Drosophila novamexicana is the source of this 1101-nucleotide messenger RNA. It is a transcript of the gene Trm7-34, whose product is annotated as putative tRNA (cytidine(32)/guanosine(34)-2'-O)-methyltransferase 2. Gene Ontology annotation, biological process: cytoplasmic translation; tRNA methylation. Gene Ontology annotation, molecular function: tRNA methyltransferase activity. The coding region runs from base 76 to 1026 and encodes 316 amino acids. NCBI's taxonomy places the organism in Eukaryota, Metazoa, Arthropoda, Insecta, Diptera, Drosophilidae. The transcript is spliced from 3 exons. Gene Ontology annotation, cellular component: cytoplasm. The record is from RefSeq and is a predicted model, not a curated record.
AUUAGAGAUCAACUUUUUGUCUUGAUCUUGGACAACUAAAUGAAAUAUAUAAAAACUGCUUGAUAACAUAUUAAUAUGGGUAAAUCAUCAAAGGAUAAACGAGAUAUUUUUUACCGAUUAGCCAAGGAGCAGGGAUGGCGCGCCCGAAGUGCAUUCAAACUGCUUCAAGCGGACGAAACGUUUAAUUUACUCGAGGGUGUAACACGCGCUGUGGACUUAUGCGCUGCCCCUGGUGGCUGGUCACAGGUGCUGUCCAAGCGUUUGUACGAACCGCGCACGCCCCAGGAACGGGAGCAGGUGAAGAUCAUCGCAGUGGAUAUGCAGGGCAUGGCGCCCAUUGAUGGUGUCACACAGUUGCGCGAAGAUAUAACCAAGGAGGAAACAGCGGAGGCGAUUAUUAAGUUUUUUGAUGGCAAAAAGGCGCAGCUGGUCGUCAGCGACGGGGCUCCAGAUGUCACGGGCAUGCACGACUGGGAUGCCUAUAUGCAGGCACAGCUCUUAUUAUCAGCGCUGAGCAUUUCGACCUACAUCCUUGAGGAGGGCGGUUCGUUUAUGGGCAAAGUGUAUCGAGCGGCCAACACCAGCGACGUCUACUUGCAGCUGCAGCGCUUCUUCAAGGAUGUGUGCAUCUUCAAGCCAUCCGCAUCGCGCAACUCCAGCAUCGAAGCCUUUGUAGUAUGCCGUCAGUUCACCAUGCCCGUGGGUCAUGUGCCAUGCAAUCUGACCUUAGAAUGGUUUGAUAAGCCCGAAGAGGCGUUGAGAAACAUCACAGGAAUACGUGAUUAUAAAGUCGUACACUUGCCAUUUGUGGCACACCAAUGUGAAUACGAUGCGGAUCUCAGCUACGAAUUGGACGAGGAUUAUGAGCAACAAGACGCCGUACAAAAGCCCCUGACCGCCGCCUACAAUGAAGUGCUGGAGAAAACCCGAAAUAUGUCCCUUAAAUACAACUCCUAUGUUGUGCAUCAUGACGAAGAGACGCCGCCUGCGGAGCCAAGCACAAGUAGCAAACCUGAGCAAAGCUAGAUUGAAUAUUGUUUAACUAUAUAUUUGAUGUAAAACAGUACCUUAAUGAUGUUAAAUAUAUGUGCAUUACUUAAG